AGGAGCCGGAGGGGCUCCGGGCGCCGCGCAGCAGACCUGAUCCAGCUGCUCGCCGCCUCGCUCUCCUCCGAGGGUGGCAGUAGCAGCCGGGGCGGCCGCAGCUCCUCGGGGGAAGCAAGGAGGCGAGUGCGGCUUCACUCCGCGCCGACUACCUCAACCUGGUCCCCACGUGUAGCCUCGCCGCCGCCAGGCCAGGCCGCCAGACAUGGAUUUCCUCCUGGCGCUGGUACUCGGGUCCUCUCUCUACCUGCCCGCGGCCGCUGAAUUCGACGGGAGGUGGCCCAGGCAAAUAGUGUCAUCAGUUGGCCUGUGUCGUUACGGUGGGAGGAUUGACUGCUGCUGGGGCUGGGCCCGCCGGUCCUGGGGACAGUGUCAGCCUUUCUACGUCUUAAGGCAGAGAAUAGCCAGGAUAAGGUGCCAGCUCAAAGCUGUGUGCCAACCACAGUGCAAACAUGGUGAAUGUAUUGGACCAAACAAGUGCAAGUGUCAUCCUGGAUAUGCUGGGAAAACCUGCAAUCAAGACGAACACGUCUACCCAACUCCUCCUGACCAGGGCAGUGAACAGCCUCUUUUCCAACCCCAGGAUCAUCAAGCCACAAGUUUACCUUCAAGGGAUCUGAAUGAGUGUGGCCUGAAGCCGCGUCCCUGCAAGCACAGGUGCAUGAACACUUACGGCAGCUACAAGUGCUACUGUCUCAACGGAUACAUGCUUAUGCCGGACGGGUCCUGCUCAAGUGCCCUGACGUGCUCCAUGGCCAACUGUCAGUAUGGCUGCGACGUUAUCAAAGGCCAGAUCCGGUGCCAGUGCCCGUCUCCUGGGCUGCAGCUGGCUCCCGAUGGGAGGACCUGUGUGGAUGUUGAUGAAUGUGCUACUGGAAGAGCCUCCUGCCCCAGAUUUAGGCAGUGUGUCAACACUUUUGGGAGUUAUAUCUGCAAGUGUCAUAAAGGCUUCGACCUCAUGUACAUUGGAGGCAAAUACCAAUGUCAUGAUAUAGAUGAGUGCUCCCUUGGUCAGUAUCAUUGCAGCAGCUUUGCUCGCUGUUUCAACGUGCAUGGGUCCUACAAGUGUAAAUGUAAAGAUGGAUACCAUGGCGAUGGACUAAAUUGUGUGUAUAUUCCAAAAGUCAUGAUUGAACCUUCAGGUCCAAUUCAUGUACCAAAGGGAAACGGUACCAUUUCAAAGGGUGAUGGAGGCCACAGUAAUUGGAUUCCUGAUGUCGGAAGUACUCGGUGGACUCUGAAGACACCAUAUGUUCCUCCUGUCAUUACCAACAGGCCCACUUUUAAGCCAACAACAAGGCCUACACCAAAGCCAACAGCAUGGCCUACUCCACCUCCACCCCCACCCCCGCCCACAGAACUCAGAACACCUCCACCACCGCCCACCCCAGAAAGACCAGUCAUCAGACUGACAACAACUGCAGCACCAGUGGCUACCACAUCUCCCAGAGAGGUUACAGUUGACAACAGGAUACAGACAGAUCCUCAGAAACCCAGAGGAGAUGUAUUCAUUCCGCGGCAUCCUUCAAAUGAUUUGUUCGAAAUAUUUGAAAUUGAAAGAGGAGUCAGUGCAGAGGAUGAAGCAAAGGAUGAUCCAGGUGUCUUCAUACACAGUUGCAAUUUUGACCAUGGGCUUUGUGGGUGGAUCAGAGAAAAAGACAGUGACCUGCACUGGGAACCAGUGAGGGAUCCAGCAGGUGGACAGUAUCUGACAGUCUCAGCAGCCAAGGGCCCCGGGGGAAAAGCGGCGCGCUUGGUGCUACCUCUCGGCCACCUCAUGCAUUCAGGGGACCUGUGUCUGUCAUUCAGGCACAAGGUAACUGGGUUGCACUCCGGCACGCUCCAGGUGUUUGUGAGGAAACAGGGUGCCCAUGGAGCCGCCCUGUGGGGAAGAAACGGUGGCCGUGGCUGGAGGCAGACGCAGAUCACCCUGCGAGGGGCUGACGUCAAGAGCGUCAUCUUCAAAGGUGAAAAAAGGCGUGGUCACACUGGGGAGAUUGGAUUGGAUGAUGUGAGCUUGAGAAAAGGCCACUGCUCUGAAGAACGCGAGCAACUCCACAACUAGCAAUGAACUCCUAUGUUGCUCCCUCUUCUUUUUCUAAUCUUCACCUCCUGUCUUCUCCCUUUUGUCAGGCCUAGGAAAAGAGUGGGUCGGUGGGUCAGAGAACGUCUGGUCUUUGACCCUCAUCUUUUCGGCCUGCUUUUGUGCAAUCCCAAUGAACAAGUGACCCCCUCGCGGAAAUGAAAGGGGCGUCUGUAGACACAUGCAGUCCCUCUGUGGGUGUUACCUUUUAGGAACUGGCCUUCAGCCUGUGUGACCUAUGCCAUCCUUCAUCCUGGUUACAAGGCGUUCCUUGUAGCAGAUUAUGGGAGACGUCUUCAAAAGAAAUUUGUGCAAAUGGCAUUCUGUUAUCUGUUCAGUGUUGUACCAUGAGUAGUAUUGACUUCCCCUAAGAUAUGUUGUACAAUGUGCUUGUGAAACUUGUUUCUCCACUUCACUGGACUGAUCUGAACUCUUUUACUGCCAUUCACUUUAUAAAAGAAGGGUGUGCAACAUAUCAAAAUGCAUUUAAUCUUGUUAUCUGAAUUUUUCUUUUAAAGACAAUUAUGUAAAGUGAGCACGUAAUUCCUUGUUAGUAGUAUUGUGUUUUGUGUAAAUGUAAAUGUGCUAUUGAUAUUAAGUAGUUACGUGUUCCUGGUAUUUACAGACUCUAGUUGCAAAAGAAAAGGCAGCUUGUGAUCUCUUGAAUUAAAAAAUACAUGGUGAAAUGUUAUCCAGUUCUAUGACCUUAUAUUGGUAGUAGGAGGAAUUUGAAGAGGUGUCAGGUUGUAGUAGCGAAGGGAUGAAUGUUUGAAUGACCUUCUGUUUGAUCCUUACAAAGGAUAAGAAACCAUUUAUUUAGGUAGACAAGAAGCUGAAAUUAGCAUAUAAAACUGUCAUUGUUUCUGGCUACACUUUAAAACCAACAGCUUUUACCACAGUAACCUGGUCCUCUCUGGUAAUCUGUAAGAAGCUUGGUAAAAGUUCUGGCUGUUUCAGAGGAAAGAUUCUGUUUGUGGAAAUAGGAUGUGGAGAAGCAUGGGAGCAGCCCCUUUGGAAUAGAGUUUCAUACUAAUUUUUAAAUCAGUGAAAAUUUAGGCAGGUCCAGCUGAUAACUUUUGUGCUGUCAUGUCAGGGUCAGAUAGGAAGCAAGUCACAUGCUUUGAGGUACUGAAUGUGCUGGAACAGGCUUCACUUGCACACUAGAACAACAGGUCAAGAUUAGAAUUCUAAGAUCUAGGAACCCUCAACUGACAUGUUUCCUCCUUGCGUAUUUUAACUUUAUAUGAAAAGUAUAUAACUUUUAAAAUGCAACUUACUACUGAGGCUUUUCCUCGUUUCUGAUUAACUAAUCAAAAUAUUUUCUGCUACCUUUGCCAGGAAUCACAAAGAUGAUUAAAGGGGUGGAAAAAAAAGAUCUAUGAUGAAAAAGUAAAGGAGCUGGGAUUACUUGGCCUGGAGAAGAGAAGACUGAGGGAGGGCAAGUCGUUGCGGGUGUUCAAGUGUAUGAAGGAUUGGUACAGGGAGGAUGGUGACCAGCUGUUCUCCACAUGCACUAAGAAUAGAACAAGAGGAAACAGGCUUAGACUGGAGUAUGAGGGAGCAUUUUCUGGCAGGGACAGUUAUUAAAUUAGAAUCCCUUAUAAAGAAGUGUGACCUUCUCUCUGUCUCUUUGUGAGGCUUUAAAAAAAAUCAGAUAAAAAUUUGUGUAUUUCAGAUGGUUAAUGACAUUCAAGUUAGAGUAACAGAUUAUAGAACCUCCCAAAAGAUAUUUUGAUCCUAUUACUAUGUAAUGAAAAUCUCCAGGACUGAGUCAUUUGGACUAGGCCGGGGUUUAAUUUAGGCAUUUCCCUCUUUGACUCCUGAUGGAGAGGAAUCAAAAAGGGGAAAGUCGACCAAAUGCUGGGCUCACUAAAAUGUCUCUCCCUUUAUGGCAAACCUAGCAGUAUUAAAAUAAGAAAGGAAAAAAUAUAUAUAUAUAUUUAUUCCAAAAAGAUUAUAAUAAACGUGUUUUAGUAUUCAAUGUCCUAAUGUGGUGGUGUUUAUUUUUUUUUUCUUGAGUAAAUAUAACCCUUUCACUUGCCCAAUGGAUGAUACUUAAGAUUUUUAAAAAGACCAUAACAAAGAACACAGUUUGCAGAGCCUUCUAACUGGUGCAUCCUCUCUGCAGUGUGUGUGACAGCUGAACUCCGUUCCUGACAGAGAGGGCCAUGCCCAGCACAGCUGCCAGGCCCCUUCCUCCUCCUAAUGGGUCUAAUUCAGUUUCUAUCAACUGAAUCUCCCAAGCUCCACAAUGGUAAUAUUUUUUGAACAAUAGGUAUAAUGGUAUAUCUCUUGUCAUUUAACUUGGUGGAGGCAGGGCAGGAGGGGAGUAUAAAUCAGUGAGCCUUUGAGUAGGGGCCAGAAAAUACGGCCUGAGAGCCUUUUUUCAAUGAUUCAUUAUCUUUUUGGUCAUAUCACUGCACAAUGGAAGAUGAAAGGGGAAAAUAUUGAAAAUUUCACUUUUAGGUGCCAAUAAUUCAUUGCACUAAACUGACGAAAGAAGUUAUCCAAAGUACUGUAUAACAUCUUGUUUAUUAUUUAAUGUUUUCUAAAGUGAAAAAUGUUAGUGGUUUUCCAAACAGUCAAAUAAAAAUAAUUCUUUGUAAAUAAAAACAAUAAUACCAGAUGUCUAUUUCUUUUUGUUCUGAAUUUCUUUUAAUUGGGGGGAUAUAUACUGCUUACAUGAUUGGGGACAAAGAUAUUGCCCACAUUAUUAUGCUUCUAGGUUAUAAAUAGAUAUUUAUUCAGCAUGAACAGGAAAAGAGAUCAGAUCAUAUAACAUCUUAGCUAUAUGGCUUAGCAAAUGGCUUCAGCUUUCUUAUAUCUCACUUUAUUGUAACAUUUGCCUCA
Molecule: messenger RNA, 4933 nt
Organism: Pteronotus mesoamericanus
Lineage: Eukaryota; Metazoa; Chordata; Mammalia; Chiroptera; Mormoopidae
Gene: NPNT
Product: nephronectin
Exons: 14
Coding region: 206-2065 (619 amino acids)
Cellular component (GO): membrane
Molecular function (GO): calcium ion binding
Source: RefSeq, a predicted model, not a curated record